Molecule: messenger RNA, 1974 nt
Organism: Zootermopsis nevadensis
Lineage: Eukaryota; Metazoa; Arthropoda; Insecta; Blattodea; Termopsidae
Source: RefSeq, a predicted model, not a curated record
GCGACCCUUACCUCGCUGGAGAACGGUGCCGUGACGCCCGAACGCUGGUGGAGUACGACGCUUCAGGUGGCUGUGCCGUUCUUCCUGGCCGGCGUCGGCACGAUAGGCGCCGGACUCACCCUGGGUUACGUUCAGGAGUGGGCUGUGUUCAAGGAUGUCUCUGCUCUGCUCAUACUGGUGCCGCCACUGCUAGGGUUGAAAGGGAACCUGGACAUGUGCCUCGCAUCACGCCUCUCGACCCAAGCCAAUAUGGGCAAAAUGGAUUCUUGGGGCGAAAUGUGGAAGAUGAUCGUUGGCAAUGUUGCGGUGGUGCAGAUUCAAGCCAUUGUGGCUGCACUUCUGGUAUCACUGUUCGCAGUUUCCAUGAAUGCCAUUAUAGAAGGCUGGUUCAACCUGAACCAUGCUUUGCUUCUCAGUGCUGCCAGUAUUACUACUGCGACUAGUUCCUGUUUCGUGCUUGACUUGGUGAUGAUCGGUGUGAUUGUGGCAUCGCACCGUUUUCGCAUGAACCCUGAUAACUUGGCGACUCCUCUCGCUGCCAGCAUCGGUGAUGUAGUUUCUAUCAAUCUGCUUGCUUACAUUGCCGCAGCUUUCUUCACUGUUCACGAUACUUCGUACUGGAUCUUGCUAAUAGUAAUCGUGGUCUACCUUCUAUUUUUGCCAUUUUGGAUUUACGUGGUUCUGCACAAUGAGUACACGCGACCAGUUCUAACAUCAGGGUGGGUUCCUGUCCUGUCUGCAUUGUUCAUAAGUGGACUGGGUGGUCUGGUGCUAGACUCUGUAGUUGACUUGUACAGUUCAUUUGUCGUGUUCCAACCAAUUAUCAACGGGAUCGGAGGGAACUUGGUGUCCGUCCAGGCCAGUCGCAUCUCCACCAUGUUACACCAGUCCUCUUUACGAGGCAUCAUUCCACCCCACUCCAGGCUGUGCGCUACGCCGUGGGCAGCUCUGUUUAAAGGAUUGCCACAUGCAGGAACUGCAAGAAUUCUGAUCACUAUGAACCUUGUCGGACAACUUGUAUUCCUCUUUGUUGCUGACUAUAUCCACUGGGGACGGUCGACUGUGACUGCUGCAUUCGCCUUAUCUUAUCUAACAGUCAGUUUGUUGCAGGUGAUGAUUCUCCUGUACAUUGCCCAUCUCCUCAUUCACCUGAUGUGGAAAUGGCGGGUGGACCCAGACAACUCGGCCAUCCCGUUUCUCACGUCCCUCGGCGACGUGCUGGGGUCCAGUCUGCUAGCAUUAGCAUUCAUUAUCCUUGACACUCUUCACCUUCCAUACAGUGGUUAGACAUCAGGAACUACCUGAAGUGAAGACAAAAUCCAAUUGCUGAUAUUUUACAGCCUGCGGUCUCCAUCCGGCAAGAAGCUGUUUCAUACAUUUGCCACUUUUAUAAACAGAGAACAAGGCAGACAGUAUCACCCCCAAGGGCUCCAGCUUGCAACAGUGUGAUUUUCUGAAAACUUGGAUUCUAAACUUCCUUGUUAUGAAAAUUGAAUUUAUUGAUUGAAAAAAAGGAAAACUGAAAGAGAUUUUUCUGUCUGAUAGUAAAAAUGAUGUCAGAAAAGUUAAAAAUAAGUAUAAAAUGUACAAUGGUGUUGAAUAUUAACUUUAAUUUGUGUGCAUGAUUUGUAAAAAGAGUUGAAUUUUAUCUUCACCAGAUAAGGUGCCUACAAUAAAGUAACGACUGCAUCCAGAUGUGUUUAACACAUGUUUCUCUGUGUCUUAAGUAUAGCUUCUGCACCAGGCACCAGUAUCUUCUCUGUAUUUUACCCCAGUGGUGCAAAUUUCUACUGUGAUUCAUUGAAUUUUAUUGUGUUAAACUUUGUAUUGAGCGUGUUAUUCAUAUACAUUCAGCAUGCCAUUAAAAUGGUACAGAGAAGAAAAUCAUACGUCUGUCAGCCAAGUGAGUGAUAUUUUACGCAUGCCAGGUGUUUAUGCCAUAUAGCGAAGUGAAAAUAAAUACAUACAACCAAA